Molecule: messenger RNA, 972 nt
Organism: Boeremia exigua
Lineage: Eukaryota; Fungi; Ascomycota; Dothideomycetes; Pleosporales; Didymellaceae
Exons: 1
Coding region: 1-972 (323 amino acids)
Source: RefSeq, a predicted model, not a curated record
AUGAUAAGAAGUGCAGAGCCGGGCGAGCUGUUUCUAGGUAUUGCCGCCAACACCAUUAUCUCAAUCAUCAUUCUACUGGUCGACAUCUUCUACCGGCUACUCCAUCGAGGUUACAAAAAAUUACGCACAAUGCAGACAAACAACACCAAGCCGUUUCCUUUCGAGGCACUCCCUCAGGAGCUACGUGACAUGGUCUACAGAAACCUGCUGGAGGACGUUCACUACCCCUCACCAGCUGCAUGUCAGCCUGCAUCGUCCCUAAACGGGAUGUUCGCGGGUCUCUGGGGGUCUGCCACAGAUGUACGGAAAACCGCACAGCUACCGAAGGCCAGCAACUGGAUAUUGCUUGCAAGCAAACAAAUAUACGCCGAAUACAUGGAUAUGCUCUGCAAGCAUGGUGUCUUCCAUCUUACGGUGUCCCCCGAAAACUACCAACCCCCCACACAAAAUGACCGGAUUUGGAACGUUGCCCCAUCAACAUACAAAAGCAUCCGCAAGGCUUCUCUUCAGCUUGUCACUACCAGCGCGAUGCUGGGUUGUACUGACCCGCGCAAUAUGGAAUCCUCUUCGUGGGAUCUCGCGGCACGUAUUCGUUCCGAGCUCAGUCUGCUUGAGUCUUGUACACAUCUCACACUUAACGCCAAAGCCAUCGGCGACCCACUCUGGAACCCGCUCUGGAUUUGGUACCACUCAAGUCAGUCAUUCAAGAACAUCGGGACAUCGCUAUCAGAUCAUUCCACCGGCCCGAUGCUGAGCCACAUCACGUUCAGCUUGGACACGUGGAGUCCCGGCGAGAACUACCUCGAGAGAGAUGGGUCGAAUAAGGGAGCUUGGACAUGGUAUUGCCUGAAGGGUCACGACGUAGGGCUUGAUGGGGGACCGGAGCAGACAGUCAGGGACUUUUGCGGGAUGCUGUACCGGGAGUGCAAAACUUGUCGUCCGGCGGAAGAGGGUGAAGAAGAGGAAGAAUGA